Messenger RNA from Lingula anatina, 1287 nucleotides. RefSeq names its product Golgi-associated plant pathogenesis-related protein 1-like. The record is from RefSeq and is a predicted model, not a curated record. NCBI's taxonomy places the organism in Eukaryota, Metazoa, Brachiopoda, Lingulata, Lingulida, Lingulidae.
CUCAACAUCUCUCCUACAUUUUCUAUUUUUUUUUCAUCAAAGAUACACACUCGCAGUUGCGUUGAGAAUGAUCAACAGGGGCGUAGAAGUUAAUAUGAAGCUAAAACUUAGCGUUCAUGGAGGAAAAGGAACACAGGAAAUAAGAUAAAAGUUAUUAGAUCUAGGAGAAAUUAAGCUGACAGGCCCUGUCUCAGGAUUCGAAUGUUGUCCUCGUCUCCCUGCUUGAUUUAAAAGACGCUUUCAAAUAUAUCAAUAUACAAACAGUUAUCGCACAAAGCUUACUGAAAUGAAUAUUGACAAAAUAUAAAGCUUCGGUCACGAUAUAUAAUGUUUGCACAAGAUUCGGUAGGCAGGAUUAAGAAGGCGUUAACAAGGUCGACUUAAAGUAGACAUUCUUCAGAUCAUUUACAAAAGGUGCAUAUCACAAGACACAGGGUCCAGAGCUGAGAAUGAACGAUAAAGAGCUGCAAGCGUUUCAAGAGUCCUGUCUCCGUGCACACAAUGCCUACAGAAGUGACCACGGGUGUCCGGAGUUGACCUGGUCAGUUGACCUGGCCAAACAAGCACAGGAGUGGGCGGACAGGGUGGCAGAGAAAAAAUACCUGCAGUACAGCGAAAACCCGAAUGUGGGGGAAAGCAUAUCUUUGGUGGAUUCUGAGGACCAGCUGACUGGAGAGGCUGUAACAGAACACUGGUACGCAGAAGGAUACGGAUAUGAUUACAAAAAUCCGAGGUGGAGAAAAGAUAGCAAGCGGUUCAGUCAGUUAAUAUGGCGGAACAGUCACGAGGUUGGAGUGGGCGUGGCACAUAUUCCAGGAACAGGAAAAUACGUGGUGGUGGCUAAUUACAAGCCUCCUGGCAACGGAAACUUUCCCGGAGAAUAUAGGAAAAAUGUUCCGCCGCCGCUACAUGUUAAGGAUAUUCCCAUUGAAGACUGAAAUAUAAGAUGUGUUAUCCUUUUGUUAGGAAUUUCUUACCUGGCUUCUAGAACGCCAGUCUAGUUUCGCAUAAUGCAGUGAACAAGAAACCUGCAAAGAAAAAAAAAUUGAACAAAUUGUCCAAUAGAUGCAUGUUAUCGAACUGUUUAGAGAGAGUUUCAAGGAAAAACAUUUAUUAUAUGUUAUUGUCAGUAUCAUAAAUCAUGAAAUAUUACUUAAAUAGCUAUUUGAUACAAAAGGUUUUGUGGUUUUGUGCAGAAUGUUUAUAUGAAAUGGAUUAUGAGCAACAGUUAUUUUUUAUUUUAAAUAUGUACAUCUGAAACUAUUUCCAGGGACAUUAAAAUGCUAU